AUGAAUCGCUUAACGCGGAAGAUUUCCAGCAAGUCAUUGUCGGAGCGAGAGGACAGAGGGAGGAGUGAAGGGCAGCAGAAUGCGAUCACGGCGGAGCGUGCUCAGAGCGAGACUAAAUCUUCGCUAUUGAAUAGACUUAGAAAGAGCAGUCGGUCCAGAGAGAAAGAGAGGGAGGAUCAGAAGUUAGCCGGCGACGCUUCCAGUUCGCCCGAGGCAAGGAAACCACCCGCAGAAGGGGUGGUGGGCCAAGUCUCUAAGUCCAAGGUUGCAGAAGAGGAAGUACCGCCGACCAGCAGACAUGAUGCACCCAAGCAGGAGAAGCAUUCUACAGAGUUCGAGAGCAGCGAUCCAGCGCCGCGGAAGGAGAUCUCAUCUGUUCCCUCCGACAGUUGUGGAGCUCACCACCACAGAAGCCAUCACAAAAAAGACGGCCUCACGAAGGAAGACGUCGAACAGCUCUUUUCUGGAGCCCCGCAAUUCGUCCUCGAAAAAGGCCGAAGGGGGCGUUACUUCCCACAAGCCUUCUUCCCCUGGAACAACGACCUGGAGACCUCCGACCUCCAAGAUCGAAGGUACAUCAAGCACGAAAGCUUCGCGCUCGCCACACUGCACGCGCACCUGCCUAUCCCCGACGAAGUCAAUUGGAAGCCAGGCCUGGCGAUGCCGACCAAGCGCGAAGGCCUAGAUAUCGGUAAGCGGCCCAUGUUCGAGCUGGGCAUCUUCGAAAGGCCGAACAUGCUCGGCCUGGAGGGUCGGGAACCGGGGACCAUUGGCAUGCGCUAUUUCCUCGAACGCCCCGUGGCCGACGGCAUGGCCGACGAGAAGAUCAAAGAGCACGGCAAGGACGUGGAGAUUGAAAUGGCCAUCGCCAAUACGCCUGCAAUGGAAGCCUUCAAAUUGCUCGCCCUCAGCAAGGACAAUGACGAGCUGAAUGCGAAGAUAGGCAAGCACGCUCCUGUGGUCGAGCGAGCGAGACUCAUCCGCGAAGGACCACACUCGUGGAAAGCCGUGGGAGUAAGAGAGAUCAGCAUCGAGACACUGGCGGAUAGGAUGGACACCAUCAGCACGCUGCGCGACCAGGUGCUUGUCGCAGGAUGGCGAGAAACAGUGCUGAACCGCAUGGAUUCCGCGGAGCUAUACACCCAUCUGUUCACCGAACUACUCUACCCUCCCCGCAAAAUUCCGACGGAAGCGAAACACGACAAGGCAUCUUUGAAGAUCCAGAUCGAGGCCUUGGUCAAGGUCCUCACCACGCCUGGAGCCUGGCUGGAUCUGAGCGCACCCGAGGCGAGACUGCGCUUCGGCAAAAUCUUGCACAGCCGGUCGACGCGGUAUGACGGUGCGACGGGAAUGUUCGUCAUCGACCCUGAGCGGAAAUGGCUGCUCAUCCAACUACUUCUAUCCGUGGAACUGGUCAUCCGGCUGGAUGCUGCUCUGAGAUUGGGUGUGGCUCUGCACGCAGAGAACUUCGAAGUCAGCAGCGAAGAGAUACAUCAUUUCAACAGGCUUCGCAAUCUGAAGGUCGACUGGGAUCUGGUGGCAGCCAGACGCUACUUGUUCCUUUCCUACGUCAAGAGGACCGAGAAGAAGAGACUUCCGCAGUCACUGCAGCACGAACAACCUGUUACUUCCACGCAGCCGUCUUCAGCCGCACACGAGCAGCACCAUGGCGGCCUUUUUGGUGGACUGAAACACGCCAUCGGCCUGGACACCUCAGCAGAGUCUGCCACACCACGUCAUCAUGCGCUCGACACCUCCGAUGUUGUCGUGAUGCCACGUCAAGCUGCCGUCAUGGUGGAUGGCCUAGUUCGUUUUGCGAACAACAUAGACUGGCCACGGACCGAGGAGCUGCAGGAGUCAUUGCGCCAGAAGCUGUGCACGCCAAAUGCAGAGGACAGGGAGAGGCUGCUCAUGGACGCCAUCAUGUGCUCGGACGACACCGCCCUAGAGCCCAAGCCACAUAACCUGACCAGUCCACUCGCUUCAUUCAGUGUCGACCUCCAUCCUGCCACUUCCGGUACUGUUGGCGGCUGGCUCUCGCACAGCUGGCUAUCUGGCCUCAUUAUGCCAGGGACCUCCAUCUGCGAUAUCCUCAUAUCGACGUUGCUGGAAAACGACCCUGAUCCACAAACGCUUCGCGAUCUCGGCUCCACCAGCUUCCCACUACGCGGAUCAGGAUUCAUCCUCAACGGGUCCUCAUGGUGGUCCAAAUCCAGCAUCGUGGGCCGCGUGAUGGCUCCGAUGCGUGGCGCAAAGGAAUCAAUGGGCUGGAUUUUCACGCCCAAUUUCGUGCCCCUGGAUGAGAACACGCUACAGCCGAUAUCGAGUCGGUGGGUCAAGAUCAAAUCAUUCCCAGUCCCGACAGAUCGAGCGAAGCCGAGGAUCUUCGACGGCGACAAACUCGCCGAGGAUUCCACGCCACUGGGCAAAGGCAAGGGGGGCAUUAUGGCGAGCGAGUUCUCCAUGGUCACAGACCACGUCUUCGACAGUACGCGGACAUUCGAAGUGCAAGUCAAGGACAUCAAGAUCCACCUGUCCUCAGCCGACCUCACUCAAGCGUCUGCCGAAAAUCCAGUCGCAGCGUGGGCCCAGUUUGACCUGACACUCACACAAGGCACAGACAAUUCUAUCGUCACCUCUACGGCCAUACAGGCACGAUACAGCCUCAACCGCGCCGUGUACUUUGUGACGGCGCACCCGUGUCGUCUCCCACACGGCCACGCCACCUUCCAACCGGGCACUCUGGACUUCGAACACGAGCAACAGCAAAAACACCCCCACCACAAGCCCGGCGUGGCCGAACACAUCCCAGCGCACCCGCUGCACAAGACCUACAAGUUUACGGUCAAGUCGCUGGCGGAUCUGGUGCAGGAUCCGGACAUUGAGCCCCCGAACCCGACGAACCACGAUGACCCGGUCUGGAUCGUCGACGCGAGGGGCCAUCCCUCGCACCCACCGCUGGGGUCCACCCCGUCGACCGCGUCCACCAGCAGUACCUUGGAAGGCGCCAUGUCUUACACUGACAAUAAUACGGACAAGGACGCGAACACGGGCAUCGGCGUGGCGAUGAGUUCCCCGUCAGUCAACAACAAUAACAACAAUAACAACAAUAACAACAAGACCCCAUACUCCGCAACGCACGACCCGGCUAGCCUGGAGAAGUGGCUGUACGGCUCUACGGACCCGCAACUAUGGGAAAAGGACAUUCUGGUAAGGGCAUGGUGUGCCGAGAAGGGCAGGAACGCGAUCAUCGCGCGCAGCGGCAGGACGUGUUUGAGCUGUGCGAUCCGCGAGGCGAGGGCGUUGGAGGUGGCUCUCGUGGUGAGGGUGGGGAUUCGGGAGUCGUGA
This is a messenger RNA of Cladophialophora yegresii CBS 114405, 3348 nucleotides long. RefSeq lists its product as uncharacterized. NCBI's taxonomy places the organism in Eukaryota, Fungi, Ascomycota, Eurotiomycetes, Chaetothyriales, Herpotrichiellaceae. The record is from RefSeq and is a predicted model, not a curated record. Bases 1 to 3348 code for a protein of 1115 amino acids. The transcript has 2 exons.